Messenger RNA from Podospora pseudopauciseta, 2800 nucleotides. It is a transcript of the gene ARP5, whose product is annotated as Actin-related protein 5. Gene Ontology annotation, biological process: regulation of DNA-templated transcription. Gene Ontology annotation, cellular component: cytoplasm; Ino80 complex. The coding region runs from base 1 to 2502 and encodes 833 amino acids. The record is from RefSeq and is a predicted model, not a curated record. The transcript is spliced from 4 exons. NCBI's taxonomy places the organism in Eukaryota, Fungi, Ascomycota, Sordariomycetes, Sordariales, Podosporaceae.
AUGGCGGCGUUGCGCACUGGACUUACAACUUCCAUCUUGCUCUUUGGCAAAGCAAUAAUAUCUCUUUUACUAGCAACCAGUUUUCCAAGUACGUUACAUCCGGUCCAGAAUCAUACCAAAAUCCCCUCGAGAAUUUCUACCAAACUCGUCAACAUAUCACCAGAAACCUUACGUUGCGCGCUUCCGUACACCUGCCAUCUGCGACUCGCAGCAAUGGCGCCCUCGGCAAUGGAAGGGGUUGUCAGCACACGGGAUGCCUGGAUGACCCUCCCACCACCGACAUUGCACCCGGUCAAGGAAGCCAGAUUCGAGAAAUACCUCGAGCCACAAACAGACGGCCGCAAGCGCGCCCUAGCCUUGCCUCAAGGGCAGGCCGCGAUUGUCAUUGAUAAUGGCUCCUACAAUGUCCGCGCAGGCUGGUCCUUCGAGGACAAACCCCGAUUGUCCAUCCCCCCGAUCAUGUCCAAGUACCGAGAUCGCAAGUUAGCCAAGACCUUUUCGUUCGCCGGCCAGGACUGCUACGCCGACACCACUGCGAGGGGACAUAUCCGCAAUGCGUUCGAGGCCGGGACUGGCAUCGUAAGCAACUGGGAUGUGAUGGAGCAUGUUUUGGACCACAUCUUCAUCAAGCUUGGCAUGAAUGGGGUGGAGGGCGGGAUUGAUAUGCCUAUUGUUAUGACGGAAGCUGUCGCCAACUUUCCAUACUCGAGGAAAUCCAUGGCUGAAAUCAUCUUUGAGUGCUACCAAGCACCAAGUCUCGUCACUGGCAUCGACUCUCUCUUCUCAUACCGCCACAACAAGGGCGACACAGGCCUUGUCGUAUCCUCAUCAUACAGCUCAACCCAUCUCAUUCCUAUCUACAACCAAAAACCCAUGCUAGCUCAAGCUACGAGGUUGAACUGGGGCGGCUGGCACGAGGCGGAAUACCUUCUCAAGCUCAUCAAGCUGAAGUACCACACCGGUUUCCCCGGGAAGCUGAACGCCUCCCAGGCUGAGCAAAUGGUGCGGGACUUUUGCUACGUAUCUCUAGACUACGACAAGGAACUCUCGGGGUACCUAGAAUGGACCGGCCUGGAGGACAGAGAACGCAUUGUGCAAUAUCCUUACACCGAAGAGGUCAUUAUUCAGAAAUCGGAAGAGGAACUUGCACGGAUCGCUGAGCGCAAGAAGGAAAGCGGCCGCAGACUACAGGAGCAAGCCGCCAAGAUGCGCCUCGAGCGGCUGAUGAAGAAGGAAGAGGAGCUGGAAUACUACAAAGAUGUCCAGAGGCGGCUGGUUGACCAGACCAAGAAGGAGACGAAGCGGAUCCUCGAUGAUGCUGAAGUCAAGGACGAGGCACAGCUCGAGAAGAUUAUCAAGGAGCUGGAAAAGACAAUCAAGAAGCAGCGGACAAAGGACCUGGGUGAACCAGAGGAGGAGCAGGAAGCCCCUGAUUUUAGCCUCCUAGACGUGCCGGAUGACCAGCUCGACGAGGCGGGGAUCAAGCAAAAGAGGCAGCAACGGCUGCUGAAGUCCAACCACGAUGCGAGGGCGAGGGCCAGGGCGGAGAAGGAAGCUGAAAAGGCGAGGAUAGCAGAGGAGGCGAGGUUGGACGAGGAGAGGAGAACGAAUGAUCUCGAGGCGUGGCUGGAAGACAAGAGGCAGGCGAGGUUGGCGAAGCUGGCGCAGAUCAAGGAACGGGAUCGGCUGAAGGCUGAUUUGGGCAAUCGCAAGUCGCUCGCCAGCCAAAUACGCAUGAAGAACAUUGCCAACCUGGCCUCGGACACACCUACGGGCGGGAGCCGCAAGCGGAGGCGCGGAGGGGAUGAUGAUGACUUUGGGGCGGAUGAUGCUGACUGGGGUGUUUACCGGUCGGUGGCUAUCGGCGCCAACAAGGGGGACUCUGACGACGACGAGGAGGGGGAAGAAGAUUUGGAGGCUGCGGUGAGGGCGCUGGAGGCGGACUUGCUGGAGUAUGACAAGGAUUUUACUUACGAGAACACGCUUGAGGCGCAGAACGACUGGUCCAAGAGUCUGCUGCAUGCGUUUCGGUAUGGGCCGAGACCGUUUGAUCCUUCUAAUCCGGCCGAGACGCACAGGCUGCAUCUUAAUGUGGAACGGAUAAGGGUGCCGGAGGUGAUUUUUCAGCCGAGCGCGAUCGCGGGGGUUGAUCAAGCGGGCAUUGUGGAGAUUGCGGGGGAUAUUUUGAAUCAGAGGCUGAUGGGGUUGGGAGGGGAGGAGUAUAGGGAUGAGUUUCUGAGGGAUGUUUUCCUUACGGGGGGGAAUACGUUGUUUGAGAACUUUGACGAGAGGCUGAGGAGGGGGUUGAUGGGGUUGUUGCCUGCAGGGAGUGAGUUGAGGGUUAGGAGGGCGGGGGAUGCGGUGCUGGAUGCUUGGAGGGGGGCGGCGGGGUGGGCGGGGACGGGGGAGUGCAGGAGGGCGAGGGUGACGAGGCAGGAGUAUGAGGAGAAGGGGGGGGAGUACAUGAAGGAGCAUGAUUUGGGGAAUGCCUUUGCUGGGUAGAUCGGUUUACACAGAGACAUAGCAGGGAGAAAAUGCAGGUGAUCGUGGGACAGGAAAGGGCGCGAUGGUUUCGGAUGCCUGGAAGGUCUGCAUAAUGCGAUAGGCAUAGCAGUGUUAUAAGAUGUUUAUUCAUGUAUUGUUCCAGUUUUGGGACUGUUGAAAAUGUCCUUGCGAGAAGUCUCUCGUGGUGUGAACACCUCAUAUAUCUGCUGCCCCUUCUACACCUAGACUUGGGACUGCUAAGUAUGGCUACUAUCCUCUCAUAAAACCCACCACAUAUGAACACACAAUCCGCCCC